AUGGUGCUGGGGAAGGUGAAGAGUUUGACAAUAAGCUUUGACUGUCUUAAUGACAGCAACGUCCCCGUCUAUUCAAGCGGGGACACAGUCUCAGGAAGGGUGAAUUUAGAAGUUACUGGGGAAAUUAGAGUCAAAUCGCUUAAAAUCCAUGCAAGAGGACAUGCAAAAGUACGCUGGACGGAAUCGAGAAACGCUGGAUCCAACACUGCCUACACGCAGAAUUACACCGAAGAAGUAGAAUAUUUCAACCACAAGGAUAUCUUGAUUGGGCACGAAAGAGAUGAUGACAAUUCCGAAGAAGGUCUCCACAUCAUUCAUUCAGGACGGCAUGAAUAUGCAUUCAGCUUUGAGCUUCCACAGACACCACUUGCUACCUCAUUUGAAGGCAGACAUGGCAGUGUGCGUUAUUGGGUGAAAGCAGAAUUGCACAGGCCUUGGCUUCUACCAGUAAAAUUAAAGAAGGAAUUUACAGUCUUUGAACAUAUAGAUAUCAACACUCCUUCAUUACUGUCACCCCAAGCAGGCACAAAAGAAAAGACUCUGUGUUGCUGGUUUUGUACCUCAGGCCCAAUAUCCUUAAGUGCCAAAAUCGAAAGGAAGGGCUACACCCCAGGUGAAUCAAUUCAGAUCUUUGCAGAGAUUGAGAACUGCUCUUCCCGGAUGGUGGUGCCAAAGGCUGCCAUUUAUCAAACACAGGCAUUCUAUGCCAAAGGGAAAAUGAAGGAAGUAAAGCAACUUGUCGCCAACCUGCGAGGGGAGUCCCUGUCAUCAGGGAAGACAGAAACCUGGAAUGGCAAACAGCUGAAAAUUCCACCUGUUUCCCCAUCAAUCCUCGAUUGUAGUAUAAUCCGUGUGGAAUAUUCUCUAAUGGUAUAUGUGGAUAUUCCAGGUGCAAUGGAUUUGUUCCUUAAUUUACCACUGGUCAUUGGUACCAUACCAUUACACCCGUUUGGCAGCAGAACAUCAAGUGUGAGCAGCCAGUGUAGCAUGAAUAUGAAUUGGCUUGGUCUGACACUACCUGAAAGACCUGAAGCACCUCCUAGCUAUGCAGAAGUGGUCACCGAGGAGCAAAGACAGUCCAGCCUAGCACCUGUAGCUGCUUGUGAUGACUUUGAAAGAGCACUUCAAGGGCCGUUGUUCGCCUACAUCCAGGAGUUCCGUUUCUUGCCUCCUCCACUUUAUUCUGAGAUCGACCCAAACCCAGACCAGCCCUCAGAUGACAGGCCCUCCUGCCCUUCCCGUUGAAGGAAUGCCUCAUAAGAAGAAUCGACUUGGGUCUGAAUUGUAUUUUUGCCGUGUUGAGGAAAAGGCAUCCUGUCGGAGACACAUGUUGAAGGGAAGUUCUUGCCUAAAAGAAAAAGGUGAAAUAACAAAACAACCUGUGAUUAUGCUUUCGAAGCCUACGGCAACAUCAUAGGACUGCUCUUCAUGCUUGAAGACCUGAGCUUUCCCUCCCUGUCGUAUCUUGGCACAUACUAAGAGCAGCCUUAAUAGCCUACACUCAUGUGUCAAAAACACCGUGUUGCAAGAGGGAUGACUUCCUCUUUUGAUUUGAAAAUUUGCACAUGCUCGAUGCUUACAUUGUGCGGUUCGGUGUCACUACAGCUUUUUCUCAUUUACGUUGGGACUGUUGUUACCCUCUUCUAACUUGUUUGUGGUCCGCACAACAAGGAGCAAAAAGAAAGCUUUGAAAACUUUAUGAUGACAAAUGCACUGACUUUUUUUAUUAUUCAGAAAACAAACAAUAUAGCCUGAACUUUUCUUGCGUAUGCACAUGCUCCAAACUGUCCCAGUACGACUGAACUGUGUAUCACCUCUUCAGCUUGGAUACUAUUGUGGAUUGAUUACAAACAUCAAAUGCCUUCAAGCCAAUCCUUGCUGUAUGUUUUGCAGCCUACUGUAGUAGAUAAGCAACAGAUAUGUGUGUGUGGGGGGGAAAUAGCAGAAGGAAACUAAUAGGAGUCUUCUUCAAGAUUGUAUACCUUCUUGAUUCCUUUUAAGAAUUUGUUGCCUUUCUACUAUUACCACAAACAAGAAUUUUGUUACAGACUGCCUAAAAUCACUUAAUCUCAGGUGAACUCAUCACUUGCCAAAAUGUUGAAAUGCUAUUUGUGUUUAUGUUGCACUGUUGAGUAUUUUUCCUUCUAUUUUUGUUAUUUUGUUCGUUUUGUUUGGAAAGGGGGGCUUGGAAAAGGG
This is a messenger RNA of Euleptes europaea (tarantolino), 2196 nucleotides long. RefSeq names its product arrestin domain-containing protein 3. NCBI's taxonomy places the organism in Eukaryota, Metazoa, Chordata, Lepidosauria, Squamata, Sphaerodactylidae. The record is from RefSeq and is a predicted model, not a curated record. The coding region runs from base 1 to 1245 and encodes 414 amino acids. Gene Ontology annotation, biological process: protein transport. The transcript is spliced from 8 exons. Gene Ontology annotation, cellular component: cytoplasm.